AACUAGUAUGAUGUGAGAACCGAAAGCUUGACAGCUCAACCUCGUCUGCUAACUGAUCCGUUCGAUGGUGGUGGCCUCCGCCACUCCGCCGGCCGCGGCCGCGGCCGCGGCCGCCACCGCCAGCCAUAGCCUCCAACAUCCUCCUUACAAGGGGAUGAUAGUGGCCGCUGUGAAGGCGCUCAAGGAUAAGCGAGGGUCCAGCGCCCAAGCCAUCAGCAAGUUCAUCCGUAGCACCUACUCCGAUCUUCCCUUGAAGCACGGCGCCAUUCUGAAGCGCCAGCUCGGCCGCCUCAAGAAGCGCGGCGUUCUUCUCAUGGUCCGGCACUCCUACAAGCUAGCCUCCGCCGUGGACGGCGGUAUUCCGGUGAAAGGGGAGAAGAGGAGGCCGGGUCGCCCUCGCAAGGUCGCGCCUGCUGCGGAGGGAGAAAGGCGGAAGCCUGGUCGGCCGAGAAAGAACAAUGCGGAAGAUAGUAAGUCGGAUUCCGGUGCCUACGUCCCGAAACGGAAGCCCGGGCGGCCCCGGAAAUCUGCAGACGUGGGGAAUGCGUCGGAUUCUCUUGCUUCAGUGCCAACCCCCAAACGGAAGCCUGGACGGCCCAGGAAGGGUACGAUAGCAGCUCCAGUGCUUUUGGUAAAGCGGAAGAGGGGCCGACCGCCAAAGUCGUCACUUGCCGCAGCUAAUCCCGACGAGAGAAACUGGAGUCAGCCACCUGCCGAAGCAGCUCAGUCCGGUGAAAACCAGAUACUUGGUGGACCGCCAUUAGCAUCAGCGGCUUCAGCUUCACCGAAGGACAAGAGGAAGCCUGGUCGGCCGCCGAAAUCGUCGUCAGACCCAUCGCAAUCCGCUGCAAAGCUGAAGCUUUUCCCGGCGCCAAAUGAACCCGUAGCCGGAGCUGAGUCCAGUGGUAAGAGGAAGCGGGGCCGGCCACGAAAAUUUUCCUAUCACGCAAUUCUAUCCGGUGAAUCCCCAGCUGAGCCACCCAAAGAAGCAGCAACAAGUGGUGGUUCGCCGUCUGACAAGCGGAAGCCUGGUCGUCCACCGGGAAGUGCCUCAAAGAAACUAAAUGAAACCGGGAGUAAGAAACGCGGCCGCCCCAAGAAGCACGACAUUCCCAUGCCCACAGUAGAGGGACCAGACACGGCGGCGCUGAGUAUCAAGCGGCGAGGGAGGCCUCCCAAGAAGAAGGAUUUAGAACCAACAGCAUGAAGGUGUGAAUCAAUCUUCUCUGAACUAAUGCAUAGAAUUAGCGUGACUCAAUUUUCUGCUCUAGGUUUGCAAAGACAGACGCGAGGUAGAUAAUCGUGCUUCGCCAUUUUGUUCUUGUGUAUCUUUGCCAAGUUCUUAGUUUGGUAGGUGUCGAGUAGAAUUGCUUGCUUGUUUGCUCAAACUAAUUUACAAUUUAGAAAGUAGAGCUUGACUUCUUUAAGAUUCCAAUUGUUAUGAAAUUUAUAGCUAUUGCAUUGGAUCUUCUCUGUCAA
Messenger RNA from Zingiber officinale, 1479 nucleotides. Its product is annotated as late histone H1-like. The coding region runs from base 65 to 1207 and encodes 380 amino acids. The record is from RefSeq and is a predicted model, not a curated record. Gene Ontology annotation, molecular function: double-stranded DNA binding; nucleosomal DNA binding. Lineage: Eukaryota; Viridiplantae; Streptophyta; Magnoliopsida; Zingiberales; Zingiberaceae. Gene Ontology annotation, biological process: nucleosome assembly; chromosome condensation; negative regulation of DNA recombination. The transcript has 2 exons. Gene Ontology annotation, cellular component: nucleosome; nucleolus; nucleus.